Messenger RNA from Homalodisca vitripennis (glassy-winged sharpshooter), 2281 nucleotides. Its product is annotated as lactosylceramide 4-alpha-galactosyltransferase-like. The record is from RefSeq and is a predicted model, not a curated record. Lineage: Eukaryota; Metazoa; Arthropoda; Insecta; Hemiptera; Cicadellidae. The transcript has 3 exons. Gene Ontology annotation, biological process: glycosphingolipid biosynthetic process. The coding region runs from base 152 to 1399 and encodes 415 amino acids. Gene Ontology annotation, molecular function: hexosyltransferase activity.
GUGUCAUCAACAAAUACGCUCAUGCCUCAGUUAACAAGUUCAGUUUAAUGGCUGGAAUGGAACACACUGAACAGAAAGUGUGUUUAUUGGCUAGUGUAGAAUAUGGUGAGAGUGUAUAUGUCAUGAAGGCCAAUUUGCUAAUGUAAUAAAUAUGUCUAACAGUAAGCUUAAAAUAAUCCUGAAAAAGCACAUAUUUUUUUGGAAUAUGUCGUUGUUAUCAACGAGGUGUAAGUGGGCAAUAAUGACAGUUCUACUCGUAUUGUUAUUUACGAAUCUGAUGUUCUAUAAAAUAAUCUUUUUGGAAUGGCAAGGAAGCCACAAGUUUUCAAUAGCGUUGUGGAGUGGUGGAAGUCAUUACGAUCGUUGGGAAUCGAAAGACGUUUUUCAACCAUGUGAGAUCAAAGACUCAAACAAUGUUAAGGUUUUAAAGAGAGCGGAGUUCAACUUUAGUGAAUCAGACAGUAGUGACAUAUUCGAAGAAAUGAAGAACAUAGAACCGUCCGUAUCAAAUGUGUUUUUUGUUGAAACCACAUGUGCAGCUAGAAUGGUGUACGAAACAUACUACAAAAAAAGGAUAUCCUUUAUCAUGGGUCCUAGGCAAUGGUGUGCUGUUGAAUCGAUGGCUCUGACCAACCCAAACCGGAGAGUGUACAUAUUGAAUACUUGCCCUAUGGAUGAGGAUGUCACAGAGAAAGUGCCAGACUAUGUUCGUGGGGUCUUUUACCUCCCAAACGUGCGAAUUGUACGACUGAACGUGAGUGAGAUGUUCCGUGGUACGCCCAUCCAGAUGGUGUAUGAAAGCGGAGUGAUUGAGACCUCGCCUUAUUUCUUGGAACACUUCAGCGAUUUGAUCAGAGUAGCAGCGCUUUGGAGGUUUGGUGGGACCUAUUGCGAUUUGGACUUCAUCAUUAUGAAGUGUCUGAACGACCUGGGGACAGACUUUGCGGCAUCUCAAGACACCGGUAUAAUCAAUAGUGCAAUAUUUAAUAUAAAUCCCGAAGGUUUUGGACACAAAUUGAUGUACACAAUGAUGGAACUUUUAAAGUACAUGUACAGACCAGAUUAUUGGGACUGGAAUGGGCCGUCUCUCCUCACUAAUACAAUCUUGUACUUCUGUCAGGUCGAAAAGGUAGAAGAAGUUAUCGAAACAUGUGAGAAGUUCAAGGUGUACAAACGUCACAUAUUCUAUCCCGUGCACUAUGGAUUCGUCGAGGAACUUUUCAACCACCGAACGGGAAAGAUCAUUGUGGAAUUCGCCGAAAACAUCUCUUACGGAGUCCAUAUGUGGAACAAGCUGAACAACAAUAUGAAGGUGCAAGUAGGAAGCACUCAGGCGUACAGUAUCUUAGCUGAACGGUACUGUCCACACGUGUACUGGAACUCCGGGGAAGUCUUCUGACUUUAUAAAAGCUGCCAAUCUGUUGUCUCGUACUUUGGACAAUCAGAUCCGCAGUAUAAAAAGUUUUGAAUAUCUGUACAACUUCAAUGAAUAUUUAGUUUACAUGUUCAAGACUGACGUAUGGCACAUUCAUCAAGGCCAAUGAUAUCGUUUACCUCGUUAACUAUUGUCAUCCGUCAUCCCAACCUUUCAUCCACAUAACUGACUAAGCAUAUAUAGGUUAUCAGCACAAGGAUACGACCUUUUUAAGUACAAAAUUUAGGCUUAGCUAUUUUAUUUUGAAAAUAUGACACAAUAUUCUUAUGCCAAUAUAUUAAAUUCUUCAUUCCUGACAUUAUUUAAGAAUUGUUAUAUACAUGUAUUUAAACUAAAGUUUAGUGCAUUAAUAAUAAUGUACUGACAAUUAUUGUCUUUUUGUAUUCUAUCAUUUUUCACUAUUCCAUCUCGAAUUUCACGAAAGCUUCAGCAAAGAAUGUUAUAGUCACAAGUGUGGUAGGCCUGUACAAUAAAAACAUUUUGGAAUCUUCAUUGGUUAUGGCUUGUCUAUUAAAAUAAGUUUGGUUACAUUUGGCUAGGUACAUAUUUAUUCGAAGUACCUACUCAGAAAAUAAUAAGUAAACACUAACUGAAAGUUUGCUUGUCUUUUACAUUAGUGGAUCUUUGAAAAUAAAUUAUUUUAUGAAACAAUUAACAAUUUUAAUUAUUUAUGAUAAAAUUGAUGUUUAUAUAAUAUACAGAUCUAAAGUUAUGUAAAGCAAAAUCUAAUUAUAGCGUACCUGCCAGAUGUAUAUUACGUUAUGUGACAUGGUAAUCUGCUCUAUUAUUGCAAUGUUGUAACAGCUGUUAGUGUUUGUGUAUGUCAUAAAAAUGGAAUACAAGGUA